AUGCCAAAUCUCCCGCACAUUCCUCUCUCCCUUCCCUUCUCUCGCUCUCUCCCAUCACUGCUCAUCACAUCUCUAUCCACCCUCGCUGGCCGCAUCCUCGCUAUCUCCUUUCGCUGCCCGUCACCUCUAUCUCCCGUCGCCCGGGCUCAUCAUCAUGUCGGGGAGCUCGGCGGACGGGCAGGCGGCGGUGACGCUCUGCGACCAGCUGGCGGAGAUGGUGCCCGCCACGCAAACCAAUUAAUCCAUCCAUUCCCGUCGCCAUCGCUCUCUCCCCUCUCUUCCCGUCGCCCUCGCUCUCUGCCCUCCAUUCCCGUCGCCCUCGCUCUCUCCCUCCCCUUCCCGUCGCCCUCGCUCUCUCCCCUCCAUUCCCGUCGCCAUCGCUCUCUCCCCUCCCUUCCCGUCGCCCUCGCUCUCUGCCCUCCAUUCCGUCGCCCUCGCUCUCUCCCUCCCCUUCCCGUCGCCAUCGCUCUCUCCCCUCCCUUCCCGUCGCCCUCGCUCUCUCCCCUCCAUUCCCGUCGCCAUCGCUCUCUCCCCUCCCUUCCCGUCGCCCUCGCUCUCUCCCCUCCAUUUCCGUCGCCCUCGCUCUCUGCCCUCCAUUCCGUCGCCCUCGCUCUCUCCCUCCCCUUCCCGUCGCCAUCGCUCUCUCCCCUCCCUUCCCGUCGACCUCGCUCUCUCCCCUCCAUUCCCGUCGCCAUCGCUCUCUCCCCUCCCUUCCCGUCGCCCUCGCUCUCUCCCCUCCAUUUCCGUCGCCCUCGCUCUCUCCGUUCCCUUCCCGUCGCCAUCGCUCUCUCCCCUCCUUUCCCGUCGCCCUCGAUGCAGUCGUCGUGCUCUUCGCGCCCUUCCUCCCUGCCCUCCCAUCACCCUACCUCUUUCCGCGAUUUUUCCUUCACUUAUAUCUCUCCUCAUGCCCUCGUUUCCGUCGCCUAUUCUCGUUCUUCUCUGGUCACCUAG
Molecule: messenger RNA, 951 nt
Organism: Closterium sp. Yama58-4
Lineage: Eukaryota; Viridiplantae; Streptophyta; Zygnematophyceae; Desmidiales; Closteriaceae
Source: the annotation of a GenBank genome assembly